Molecule: messenger RNA, 1914 nt
Organism: Effrenium voratum
Lineage: Eukaryota; Dinophyceae; Suessiales; Symbiodiniaceae
Source: the annotation of a GenBank genome assembly
AUGCAUGCCUGGCUCUCAAAUCGUUGCGAGCAUGCUACGAUGCUCUUUCGCUCGUCUUUCUCUUGGUUUCUACGUGCCCUUCUGGAGCGGGACUCCAUGGCAGCACCGCUCGCAGUCUGGUGCUUCGGCGAGAGCUGGCGAGAGAGGACAUCCUCGGCUCGCCGCUCGCCGCUCGCCGAAACGCGGCGGUGCAGCGUCAGGGGGGCAAAACCUAGCGCUGCGCGCGGCUGCCGCCUUUGCUCGCUGGCAUUUGCCCUGGCCUUGGGCAUUUCUGGCAGCGCCUUCGCGAGGGUAAACCUUUGGCAGAAGCAGUGGGAUGCGAGCGCCAAGUUCAAAGAUUUCGAGAAGCGGAAGAUGCGAGAGUGGGCCGAAUCCGGGUAUCAUACUGGAUACGUCACAAACCCUCGGAAAGGUCUCCAACUUGGAAAGGACAAGGAGAACUUGGCGGUGGAUCCUGAGGCCUUGGACCGGCUCGCCAGUGAGCCCCUGCAGCUCAGGCUGGAUCGCUCCGGGCGCAGCAUCAAGGAAGGCGACAAAGUGGAGGGGCAGAUGCCCUGGUCGUCCUAUACCAGCCAAGGCCUGCAUUCCGCCCAGGCACCGGCCGGAUGGGAGGACUUUGAAGCUCGCUACGGCCGACUGGACAAGAAAGUGGCCAGCGAGGUGGGAAAGCAGGGCGUCCAGGAGCUCGAGACAAACAUGGCCGUGUACGACGGAAAGGACGAGUACCGGGUCAUCCGCACUUUGACAUGGCCUGGAGGCGUGAAUGGCGACGGGCCCAGCUCCAUCAUGCUGAUCGGCGUGUUGGACAUGUCCUUGCGCUCAGAGCGUCUCACCAGCCGCGCCAUCUACGAGGUCGAGCCGACUGGGCUGAUGGUGGAGCUUUGCAAGGAGCGCAUCGGCAAGCAGCUCAUCAUGCCUAGGGAGCACAAGGAGGCCGUGGCCAACUAUGCCCGCGGCUUCGCCACGACCAACCCUCAUCAGCAUAACUUCUGGCUGCAUCACCUGGACACCAUCCAGGCUGACGCUGAGGCCCUGAAUCUGUGGACCAAAGGUCGUCCCUAUUCAGAGGCAGUGAGAGACUGGGUUGCUCAGCCUCCAGGCAGCGUGCCUCGCACACUGUGUCUCGGGGACGUCCGGAGCUCCACCCUCCAGCGCUUGCGCCGCGAGAAGGGCAACGAGACCCAGGUCAUGGACUCUACUCUCUCCUCGCGUGCCAAGCAGCUAGCGCGUGGGCUGAUCUCUAUGGCCUCCAGCGGCCACAAGGUCAUUCUGGGCAUCAUGGACACCGACCACCUGGGGCCAGUCACCAGCUGGCUGGAGAGGGCCGGCGCCACUCUGCAAGCGGUGGCUGAUGCUUCCGACAUCGAGAGCAAUCGUGAAAGCCUUGCCGCAGACAUCCGUCUGGGCCUGCAGGCCUCGAAGGGACCACGAGAGGCCCAGAUCGAGGCAGUUAAGGUGGCGGCGCAAGCGCGGCACGUGCUGGAGUUGGACGGGCAAGGGCCCCUGGGCUUCUUCCUCAAUGAAGAGGGCCUGCAGUUCCUGAAGCAGCGGCAAGAGCGGCUUCUGCGGCUGACGCGGCUCAGGGAUUUGGUGCAGCAUGUGGAUCCUCCGAAGACCUGGCAGACCGCUGAAGAGCUCUACAUCGUUCUGCCGGGCGACCAGAUCCCUGGGCCUGAAAGCCGCCUGCCAGGCGCGAGGCCGAAGGGCAUGCGCUUCGAGAUGAACCGAUUGGAGAUCCCGGAUCACUACAUUCGGGAGGCUGGUAUGGAAGGAUACACCGAGAGCCUUUGGCAGGGCCUUCUUGAACGGGGAGAGGCCAGCGAGCCUUCGGAUCCAGUCGAGCUCUCUUGGUGGGCCACAGGAGCCAUCGAGGCCGAAUUUCAAGAAGAGGUGGCAUAUCCCAAUGGUUGGUGA